This is a messenger RNA of Haemonchus placei, 375 nucleotides long. NCBI's taxonomy places the organism in Eukaryota, Metazoa, Nematoda, Chromadorea, Rhabditida, Trichostrongylidae. The record is from the annotation of a GenBank genome assembly.
AUGGUGUCCGCCGGCUAUGACGUGCGCAAAACCUGUGACCCCAUGCGGUAUGACACAAUAGUGGCAAAGUUUCCACGCAACAUAGUGAAACGUGUCCUACUUUCAAAUCCUACGCAAGAUGGACAACCAAUCGAAAACCUCAUGGGUCAUCUGAAGAAAGAGAUUACCGCUAUAAGUUUUGUGGAGAGCAGAUUAGGCCCCAAGCCUGACAUCAAGGGCACCGCUCCGAAAGACAAGUACGUCGACUCACGUCCUUACUCAAGCGACCAGUGCCUGUUCUGUCAUAAGGAUGUUGGAAGUGUUGCUCUUCCAAUCACAGCAGUUUCGACUGCCAAAAACCAGAUUGUUCCAAAUGCGGACAAAAACACCAUUUGA